GAAAUGGCGGCUGAGCAGGACAAGCGUUUCCCCUCCUAGAUUCUGCAAAAGCGUUACAUUCAUAUAGCCUUAUCACCUGCUUUCAUUUACUCUCUACUGCACUUUAAAACUCUACGAGGUGGAGAAUUGGAUGCUGUUGUCACCAAAGACGUUGACAGAAGAAACAGUGCCAGAACAUACGGAGUCCAGUUCCUGCCAGCCUCAGUCUACCAAUUGCAAACAGCACCACCUCUGGAAAACCUGCGCCAUCAGCGAUGCCAACUGGCCCAGAGACCGCCAACGUCCGCCACAUCUUAGCUGGAAGCAACUGCUGAAAGUUUAGCGCCGUACCGCGGCCUUCGCCGCCAUCCUGGGAACUCAAGUGCAGCUCACGUCUAUCCACCGAGGGAAGCAAAACGCCGAGGGGCCUGAAGGAUACUGCACCAAAGCUUACCUCUCAGGCAUGGCUCCCAUUCGGGACUCGGUCAGCCACUCCCCUAACCAAACAGGUUUGGAUCACGCUGGUCUGGAAUCUCAGUAUGAGAAUUCACCCUGGAGCACUGGCUCACCCUGCAGUGACUCAAACAGUAACUGGGACAAAGUGAUUGUAGACAGCUGUGAUAAGGGAGCCUGGCCUUCCAUCACUGGUAGUGACCCAGAGCUGUCCUCAGAAUGUAUGGAUGCUGAGUCUGGCUCCAGCUCCGGGUCAGAGAAAAACCUCUGUAUGAUGGCAUCUGGGAUUGCUGGUGGUGACAGCAAUGGCAAUAGGCAAGGCAGCAAUCAAGGUUCUCAUUUCAUGGUUGGUAAUGGUAGCAAUAAUGUGACUAAUGGGAGUGUUAAGGGUCCUUGGGGCUCAGUGCUAAGCACAUGUCAAGGUUCCGGAGAGAGCUCCAGUGACAAGCUGGCAGAAGGUGGUCAUGGAAGAAUAAAUGCAUGGGGUACCCAAGGUCCCUCAACUAAUGGAGGUGUAAAUCCAAGCACUUUGAACCCAAAUGCCAACCAUGGUGCCUGGCCCGUUCUGCAGAAUGCUGGUCCAAACUCCCAUGGGCCUUUGGGCAGUGGGAACGGGGGCACCAACACUCAACGAAGCACCAUAGGUCAAGUGCCCAACAUGCAGAGUGUUAACUCUAAGAUGUCCUGGGGAAGCCUGCAAGAUAAGGUGGUUGAAUCUGAAGUCAAUGGUACAAGCAAGGUUCUAAGUGGGCAGCCUCAAAACCUUAACACUGAAUUUAAUGGACCAAAUAACACUACUAACCCUAUGACCUCUAGUUUACCAAACUCUACAGGUUCACUGCAGAUGAAUGAACGACCCUGGCCUAUGAGCACAGGGGGCUCCCCUCAGCUCCAAACUUCUCCUGUCUCCAAUGGCACUUCCAUUUCUCAGCAUGGCAACAGUGAGGGGAUGAACAGCGGGUCCUACGGUACAGCAUGGGGUGCUCCACCCAGCACUACUUACCCUGGAGACAAAUGUUCUGUCCCAAAAGGCCAAGCUGUGGUCGACACUGUGAAUGCAACUCUAAUGCAGUCCGGAGCUAAUGGAUCUUCUGUGAGUGCUGCUUCUUUCAAAAAUAAUAAUGGGAUGGUCAGUUGUGGAGGAGGCUGGGACUCUCAGUCCACUGCAUCUCAAAGUUUGACUUGGGGAGCAGGUAACAGCAUGGGUGCUGCUGGAGCCUCUUGUCCCUGGGGUAGCACCUCCUCUUCCUCGUCAUCCUCCUCAACGUCUUCAAACACUGGCACUAAAGUCUCGAGUGGAGAGUGGGGCGCAUUGCCCAGCAACAAUCAGCAUUCCAAUGAUGGCACAAACGGGAGCAGGAAGGGAACAAAUGGGUGGAAGUCCUUGGAAGAUGACGCUCUUGGGCUAGGGAGUGGUGGUCAGUCGUCUCAAGGCAGUACUUGGAACAAAUCCACAGGGAGUGAAGGAAGUGGGGAAAGCUCGGGAAAUCAUAGUGAAAGGGAUGGACAACGUAAUGGCACCCGUAGGAGAGGCAACCAGCAAACUUUGAUACAAGCAGCUCUCUCUAGAACCGAUAUGGACCCACGGGUGUUAUCCAACCAAGGUUGGGGACAGACCCCAGUCCGGCAAAACACUGCCUGGGAUGUAUCCAACUCUGAAAAGAAAGCUGGAAAUGGGUCGCAAGGAUGGGGUAGUGCUUCCCCCCAGACAUCAAGCUCCCAGAGUGGUUGGGGAGAUGCACCAAGCACCAACACUAACAAUGCUGUUGCAUCUGGUUGGGGGGAGACCAAAGCUCAAAAUGGCUGGGAAGACUCUUCAGCCGGAACAAACAAGGGUAGUUCAUCUUGGGGUAACUGCAAGGAUGACAAAUCCUCUUCCUGGAAUAAUGGGCAAAAGACAAAACAGGGUUGGGGUGACUCUUCUGGCGAAGGAUGGGCUGCUGAAGGGUCAAAGGGAAGCCACUGGGGGGAUCCGCAGAAGUCUGGAUCUGGAGGUUGGGAUAGCGACAGCGACCGCUCCGGUUCAGGAUGGAGUGAGGCAGGACGUUGUAAUACAAACAACAAUUGGAGAGGAAGUGGAGGGACUAGCACUCCUGAUCAAGGUGGUCAAUCAGCUGGAUGGGGAGAAUCUGGGAAGUCAAACAAUCAGAACCAAGGCUGGGGUGAGCCAAUCAAACAAAGUCACUCCAACCCAGCUUGGGGCGAAACUACAAAAUCCAGCAACCAGUCAGAGUGGGGAAAAGGCCAGGAUAGCAAUGUAGGAACCUUCAGGGCAGCAAAUGUCUCUCAAGCUGGAGGAAAAAACAAACCCACUGGAUGGCUCGGGGGUCCGAUGCCUGCUGCUCUGAAAGAAGAAGAGCCGACAGGUUGGGAAGAGCCGUCUCCUGAAUCCAUCCGGCGUCGGAUGGAGAUUGAUGAUGGCACUUCGGCAUGGGGUGAUCCAAGCAAGUACAACUACAGCAAUGUGAACAUGUGGAACAAAAAUAACUCUGCAGAACAGGAUAUUCCACAGCAACAACCACUUCCACCGGCCUCAAGCUCCAUGGCGCAAAAGGAGAAGAGCUGUAGUUCAGGAUGGGGAGAGCCGUAUUCAGGGCCUCAAAAGGGGGAGUCUUCAUCAUGGGCGGAGCCUGCGGUGGACAUCGGCACGUCUGCGUGGGGAAAGCCAGUGGAUUCUGGGGCGAGCUGGGACGAUCCGGGAAGAGAGAACACAGGAAAUGGGUGGGGCACCCAAUCACAGCACAAAUCUGGACCGAAGCCUGUGCAGAAUACCUGGGAUGGUGAGAUGGCCAUGCCUGCUCCCUCUAACUGGGGGGAGGAAGAGGAGGAGGUGGAGAUCGGCAUGUGGAAUAAUAACACGCCACAGGAAGUGAAUCAGUCAGGAAACUGGUCCUAUUCGAAAAAGGUCCCUCCUAAGAUGAACAAAGGCCCUGGGAAACCUGACGAUCCCUGGAUGAACCAGUUUGUGAAGCAGUUCAACAGCAUGAAUUUCCCAAGAGAUUCUGAAGAUGCCCUAAAGAGCAAUAAGAUGGACAUGUCUGCAGGAAUGAUGGAUAAGAGGAUGGAUGUGGAUAAACACAGUGUUAACAUGCCGCCAGUCUCGCGUCACCCCAUUCACAAAGAUCCACCGCCCAUCGAUCGCAAUUCGUACAUGGAGAAGAAUAUUAACAUGUACGGCGGUGGAAAUGCAGCAGCACAAGGCCGAAACUCCCAGCAGCCUCCAGCACAACCUAUGAACUCGACUCAGUCCAAUUUACGCAACCAAGUGCCUCCUCCACUGCUCCCCUCUCAGGUCCCUCCUUCGCUGUUGAAGUAUCCACCCAAUAAUGCAGGUCUGAAUACAAUUUUUGGCCCUCAGCAGAUGGCUAUGCUCAAUCAGCUUUCCCAACUCAACCAGCUCUCUCAGCUCAAUCAAAUAAAUCAGCUGCAGCGUCUUCUCAUUCAGCAGAAAGCUCAGAAUCAGAGAGUCAUGACUGGCAACAACCGCCAAACCCAAGAACAGCAGGUCCGUGGUUUUUCUGCAGGUGCCAUGGUCCCGCCUCCCCGUCAUGUGGAUCCUCCUCUAAUAAAGCAACACUCCCCACCACAGCCUGCAACACUGCACCAGCCCAAACCCUACAUAGACAACUUCAUUGGCCUGAACACAUCUGACCUGCACAAAGAACAACACGCACUCAACUCUUUCACCAACUUUCCUUUAGGCUUGGCCUCAAACUUGAAUGUGAACAAUUCUGAUAUUGGUAGUGUUGGGUUUAAAGAGCCACAGUCCCGUCUCAAGAAGUGGACCGCCAUGGAUGUUUCCAUUAACUCGCCACUCGAUCAAAACCCCAGCAAACCUGGUGCUAUGUCCUCUUUGAGGAUUGACGACCCUCCCUUUGGUCCGUACGACUUUAUAAACUCCAGUAAUUCUCCCAUCAGCCCCCCUGGUUCAGUGGGGGAUGGCUGGCCCACCCGUGCCAAAUCACCUCAUGCGUCCUCUGUCAACUGGCCACCAGAGUUUCGUCCCGGUGAGCCAUGGAAAGGUUACCCGAACAUCGACCCUGAGACUGACCCGUUCGUCACUCCUGGCAGUGUGAUUAACAACCUCUCUAUUAACACAGUGCGGGAUGUUGAUCACCUCAGGGACAGGAACAAUGGGCCAUCCUCAUCACUAAACACCACGCUGCCUUCCAACAGUGCCUGGACAUCCAUUCGUGCCUCCAACCACAGUAGUUCCCUCAGCAGUACAGCACAAAGCACUUCAGCCAGAAGCAGUGACUCUAAAUGGUCUCCUGGUUCAGUGUCUAACUCUUCUUUAGCUCAUGAGCUGUGGAAGGUUCCUCUGUCAUCUAAAGGCGUCUCGGCUCCGUCCCGUCCCCCACCAGGCCUCUCAGGCCCGAAACAGCCCUCCUCCUGGGGCAAUAGUACAAUGAGACUUGGUGCCUGGAGCAGCUCUGAACCCAGAUACACCCCGGGCUCCAGUUGGGGUGAAAGCAGCUCAGGGAGAACCAACUGGCUCGUUCUCAAAAAUCUCACACCUCAGAUCGAUGGCUCCACCCUGCGUACUCUGUGCAUGCAGCAUGGUCCACUCAUCACAUUCCACCUGAAUCUGCCACAUGGAAAUGCUCUCGUCUGCUACAGCUCAAAGGAGGAGGCAGCCAAGGCUCAGAAAUCACUGCACACGUGUGUGUUGGGGAACACUACUAUUCUGGCUGACUUUGCAAGUGAGGAGGAGAUAAAUCGUUUUUUUGCACAAGGCCAGUCGAUGUGCGUGUCCGCGGGCUGGCAGGCGCUAGCGUCCUCUCAGAGCCGACUCUCAUCAGAUGCCUUUUCUAGCGGCAGCGGUGGGGGCGAGCUGCACUCGUCCUCCUCACUGUGGGGGGCACCGAGCUAUUCCAGCAGCCUGUGGGGAUCCAGCGCCUGCCAUGAGGGGGGCAAUCUGCUCAGCAACCCCUCACCCAUCGGCUCCUUCCUGCCGGUGGAUCACAUGACAGGAAGUGGUGACUCCAUGUAAUGCAUCAAAACACAACACAAAAAAAACCCUGUGACCUCAGCGCGGCAUAGCUCAUCCGAAUCAUGACUAUAUAGAUUCUUUAUGGAGAAAAAAAAACAAAUCUAAAGGCACUAGUUUCUUCACUUACAAGCGUAAUAAUAUUAAUCAUAAUAAGGCGGGGUCAACCUGUGGAAGUAAGUUACGACUUUUUGUUUUUGAUUUAUUUUUUUUGUUAGUUUUUUUUUCCUCUGCACAUAUGUCCACUUUGUUUUAGCCCAAAAACAAAAACAUAUCAGUGUGAAUACUUGAAUCAUGCAGGCCAAUACGAUAAUGUGAAAGGAUGCGUUUUAAACCUUCCAGGUCGUGCUCUUCAUGCAGACAUACAGGAAAAACAAAAUCUUUCAGCUUAUUCAUGUUUAUUUGAAUUCCAGUUCUUUUAUUUUUUUUUUAUGUAUGUUUGUUUGCUGACAAUGUUUGAGCUUUUUUUUUUUUUUUUUAACUUUGCACUGAAUGUGGUUUUUCUCAGUAUAUAACUCUGCAAUAUCGAGGGAGCCGACAGUUCCAGUGUAGAUGUUUACUCAAGGAUGUUCUUAAAAUGCGUAUGUGUGUGAUUGCGUGUUUGUGUGCGUGUAUGUGUGUGUGCGCGCGCGCGUGCAUGUGUGUGUGCGCUCUACUAUGCCUUGACGUACGCCUACCUUAUCGUGGUAUUGUGGAGUCUGAGAUCAAGAUAAGAUGCUGACCUUUAGGAUUACCUGAUGGUGAUAUUACACGUUAAAUGAGUAUUGCACCGAUUUAUCUUUCUUUUUUUUUGUGUGUGUGUUUUAAAAGAAAACUAAAGAAUUUAGCAUUCUGCAGUCUAAAGAAACUGUAGCCACAGCUGUGACUCACUCAAAAAAACAGCACUUUGAAGAUAGGCUUUCGAUUACUUUGGUCUUUUUUGGAGGUGCCACAUUGGGCUCCUCUUGUUUACAGACUUUUGAGGGGGGAAACGUACGCUCAUUCUUCCUUCAUUUUAAAUGAAAAACAACAAAAAAAUGCACAAAAACCUUUAAAAAGUAUAAAAUAAGGAAAAUACCUAAAAAAAAAUUAAAUAAAAAAUUUAAUGAAAAAAAGUAAAAAAAAAAAAAAAAAAAAAAUUAAUAAAUACAGAAACCGUUGUGGAUGAAGACGAUGCGGUGUAUCUCUGGGAAAUACUGAUCAGUGUUCGGCCAUGCCGUCGGUUAUUCGAUGUAUUCCUGUCGUCUGCUCAAUAACCAGCAUGGUUCUCAGGAAAUAUAGCCAGUUUUCCCCCCCUCUCUGAUAAUACAAAUAAAAAACUCCUAAUUGUAGGAAAAAUCAACUUUUAGCACUGAAACGACUACUUGGAGCCGAGUGCGUUUAUUUCUCUGCCAAAUACCUGCUUUAAGCUGGAGACAUUCUACACACCGCGCUCAUCAACUGCCCCACUCACUUCCUCUCUUUAAUUCUUCUUCUUUUUCUAUUCUUCUUCGAUUUUUACCCAGUAUCCUUAUUACCUUUUUAAAGUGUUCGGUCUCUAUCUGUUUUUCAUCUCUCUACUUUUUCUUGUUCUUGUUUUACUCCUCAUGUGUUUCAUACUUUCUAAUUUUUCCUGCACCUUUGACCAGACUUCCCCAAACAUUUCUUCUUCUUUUUUUGUUCUUUUUCUCUUUGAAGUGUGUGUCUGAGUGCGGUUUAAAAGGAAAGAAAAAGCAGAAACUAUGCAUUUCCUGUAGCUCUGUGACGGAAUCGCUUUUUCUUUUUUUAAGCUGAAGUUUUCCCAAAAGGCUUUUUUUUUUCUUUCUUCAAAAGCUGACUGUAAAUUAGCCUUUAUUUUUUUCCGUCAUUGCCACAGAUGGCAGUGUUUAACUUUUAAUCAUCAUCAUCUACAUUUCAUUAAACGUAUAACUAUUAUUAUUUUUCCCCCCGAAGAUGAUGCAACACCAUGGCUUUUUAACUGUUUACAAAUCGAGUAUGAUUGUAACAUGUACAGGUCUCUGAAGUUCUUUUACCAUAUGGAUCAAUCUGGCUGCUCGUGUCAUUACUAUUUUCAUUAUUAUUAUUAUUAUUAUUAUUGUGUUUUUCCUUUGGUUUCUCAGCGCUGGUGUGUCUGUGUGUGAACAGCUGGAGCCUCUGAUUGCGCCCUCAGAGGGGAAUGUAACCUAAACACACGCGUUAGUCAUGUACAUAACCAUAUACCGCAUUGUUGAUGCACAGAGAUGUCAGCAUUAGGCGAAGCCAUGGACCUUAAUGUGUGUGUAAGCUGUUUAUGCUCCCUAUUUUGUGUGUGUGAGAGAGUGAGAGAGAUCCAUGUUUAAACCCAUGAGUAUUAGCCUUUAUUUUGCGACUUUAUGCUGCGUGUGCCAGUAUUGAACCGUUUUAAUAACCGCUUUACCAAAUCAACUUUAAUCAAAAGCUUCUUCCCUGUACGAUUCCACAUUUCCAUUAUUUAAAAAAAAAAAACUUAAAAAAAAAAACUUAAAAAAAAAAUUCUAAAAUGCCUUGCAAUUGCACUUGGUGUGUACAGUCACUGAUUUAAAGUGUUUGUCCACACAGAGUGUACGCUGUAGAGACUAAGAGGAGGGUUAUACUCUGUGUGUGUGUGUCUAUUACACUCUAACUGUACCCCACCAUAUACAUACUUUUACUUUUAUCUUGCUCAUCAACUGUGUGUCCAGUCUCUGGAGACACGGUCUCCCUUUACACACACCCUUCUUUGAUGUGUUGUGCUGCAAAGCAAUGUCCAUUACACCUCCCCCAAAAGUGUCCAUGACUACAGUACUCUUUAGUGUCUUGUAAAUCCUUAAAUGUUUGCUGUGUGUGUGUGGAAAAUGUUUAAUACCACCACACAUCUACCUAGGGAGGACAUUUCUGUGUUUUUUUUUUUUUUUUUCUCCUUACAAUCAUGCAGACUUAAUGCUUGAGUGUUGGUGCUGGUUUGAUCAGGUUGUGCAUGUUUGUUCGCAUCAUCGCUGUGACCGAUUUGUGUUUUUUAUUUUUUUAUUUUUUUUGCUCUGUCCGUCAGACUCAGUGUUAGUUCCAUGUCACGUGUACAUUUCAACACGUGCUUUGUUUCGUGGCUUCUCUCCGCGUCGUCUUCACCGUCCGUAUGAAUGGAACAGUUAUGGAUCCUACACACACUACCUUUAAUGCGUAGUGUACUUUUGUGUGUUACAGCAGUCUCCGUUACACUCAUUACACUCUAACUACAUGCGUCCAUUACUACACUGCUGUUUAUCCAUCUAGUGUGUGUGUGUGUGUGUGUGUGUGUGUGUGUGUGUGUGUGUGUGUGUGUGUGUGUGUGUGAAGAAAAAUCCUCUCUGAGCUUUAUCAAUGGUUCUGAGUUGCGCUCGUUUUCCCCCAACAACUUGCUGACUGAAAUAGAAGACGGGGGAGUUGAUGCUUUAGCCACUGAGUUUCUCUCAUUUUCAUUUUUGUCCUCAUAUAUAUGUUGUGUUUGUGUAAACAAAGAAAAAAAAAGUUCUGUAAUCCACUGUCAUGCCAAAUCUAGGGAGGGAGUACAGGAGGAAAGGAAUUACUCUUUAAAAGCUGGAAAAUGUAUGCGUGUUUUAUGCUAACUGGAUGGCAACGUACAAUCCCCAUAAUGCAUAAUGGCAGCCGGGUAUAAGAGGGGUGGGAAGGGGUGUAAUCUGGCAUUGACAUUCUACUUUUGUACUGAAUUAUUUGUUUCUAAUCGAUCCUGUGAGCGAAUCAUCGCAGUGUGUGCUGUUUUAUUUUUAUGUCGUGUUGUUUUUUUUUCUUCUUUUUUUAAAUCGUUCCUACUGUUUGCAAUUUCGACUUUAAACUGUGAGCGUCUCGCCGUCGGUUGUCGUUGUUCCGAUUCUCGAUUGACAAAACCCUAAAAGCUUUAAAAAAAAAUAAAUAAAAUAAACCAGCACAAAGAGGCAGAACGAGAAACACUUCCACCCUGGAGAACAUUCGGAGAACGUCUAUGCAGCGAAGGACGAGGCUUCCAUUAGAAUUAAUCUGUGUUUAUGCUUAAUAAAAAAAAAAUUAUAAAAAUAAAAAAUAGUCCCAAGUGGAAUUUUUUUUUAAAGCUAAUAAUAAAAUAAUCUUUUAAACGCACGUGCCAUGACUGACAUCCCUUUUUUUCCUUGUGAUUUCUUUUUCAAAAAUAAAGCGGGCCAGUUGUAGCAGACUUUGGAGCAUUAUUCAUGUUAGAUAUUAAUUCAGUGACUUCAUGACACUCCUCAGCAGUGGAAAUAUACAUGAAAAAAAGUUUUUAAACUGAAAAUACACCAUUCUGGUUUUAUGCUCACACAAUGCGCGCAUCCUCGAUAUGCACACUGCUUCGCUAGGACUGUUUUUGAAAAAUACAAAGAUAAAAAAAAAAAGCUGAAAUGACGAUUGAGCAGGAGGUCUCCUCAGCAUUCCUGCUGUCGUCUUUCGCAUCAAUGUGUUUAGCUUGGGGGAAACUGCACUUUUUGAAGGACAAUCCUUAUUUGUAACGGUCAUUGUUAACAAUAUUUAGUCAAAGAAUAAUAACGAGAACACAAGGUAGAAAUUCUUGUAGUCAUGAAUGUUUCCUCUAACGCUGUUUUUAAUUUUCAUUUUUGUUGCUUGGUUUUCAAUUUUAGUGCCCGAUUUAAGUGGAAUAAAGCCGUAGAGUAGGUUUUUAGCUCUUUAUUUUUAGUUGUUGCCUCUACUUGUAGACUGAUUUAACUGUUUGUAACGUUCUGAUCUUAAUAUCAGAAUACAAAGCUGUAUAAACCUGGGUGCAACCCGCAAUAAAUAAAUAAAAAGUCUAAUGUUGAA
This is a messenger RNA of Clarias gariepinus (North African catfish), 10177 nucleotides long. Its product is annotated as trinucleotide repeat-containing gene 6A protein-like. Bases 443 to 5425 code for a protein of 1660 amino acids. Lineage: Eukaryota; Metazoa; Chordata; Actinopteri; Siluriformes; Clariidae. The record is from RefSeq and is a predicted model, not a curated record. Gene Ontology annotation, cellular component: P-body; nucleoplasm. Gene Ontology annotation, molecular function: RNA binding. Gene Ontology annotation, biological process: miRNA-mediated post-transcriptional gene silencing; positive regulation of nuclear-transcribed mRNA poly(A) tail shortening. The transcript has 22 exons.